AGGUGUACUUGCUCUGCGAAAAGGGAAAGACACUCUGCAUGUGCUCAAAGACAUUUAUUUGAUAAAAUUAGCUGUUGCUUUACUAGAAAAGCAUCCUGCAACUAUUUUAAAUAAAAAACGUUUAGGUAAAGAUAACAGUGAAGGACCCCUGGACAGUUAAGUCCAGUUGAAUUCAACUAUGGGCUGUGGCGCUCAUCUCUGCUUUCAGAGGAUGCGGUGUUUGUCUGCAGACAGCUUUUCCAGGUCAUAUGGCAAGCAUGACUAAACUGCUUCUGGCACACAGAACACCAUGACGAGUGCCAGACAUAUCUACUCGUGCUGGUGUGCUUUUGAGCUGCUAGGUUGGCAGGAGCUGGGACAAAGGGGAGUUACUCUGAGGCAAAUACCUUGUGGAACUGAAGUCCGUGAACUCAUUCAAGAAAGUAGUGUAAAAUGACAUGUUAACUGACUGAAACACGAUUGAUGGUGUGUGGUUUAUAUGUUUAAAGAUGGUGCUUACAGACCAUAGAUAGGAACAGAAAAUAUGGAUUACUUUUCCCUUAGCGUAAUAAUCAUAGAGCAAGGCAUAGGAGCAAACUCCUAGAGGCCAAGGGGUGUUCGGCCACCCCAAUAAAAUAUUUGAGGGGGCCAGCCCUCAAAUGGUGUGCAUGCACUGCAUCAUGUGAUUGAUUAUGGGGUGCGGGCCUUAUCUCCCCCCCCCAAUAUUUUAUACAAAUUGCCCCCCUGAAGCGAGGGUAGUUAAAUAUUGGUACAAUUGAUUUUUAUGCUUAUACAUAGAAUGAUACAUUUAAAUGUUUGUCUAGAUGUCUAGAAUCUAGAUCAAUAUUUGUAUAGAACAAUGAUGUAGCAGUUAUUCCUACCUCAUUAAUCUGUGUCAUUAUUUAUUAAAUUUCUACCCCAGCCUUCAUCUCAAAGGACUCCAGGGUGACAAACACCAAAAUCUUAAAACAAUAAUAAUAAAAGGAUAUACAAGCUUCUGCAAGUGCCAUUACAGAAGAUUAAAGUAUUAUCUAUGUAGUUAGUGAAGCAUCAAAAUAGUACUCUGAAAUCACAAGCUGGGUUAAGGGUUUCCAUAAGUCUGUUAUCUCCAAGAGUACAACAAAAUCCAGGUGAUUUCUUUUAUACCCUUUGGAUAGCCAGUCUGUUGGUGCUGGUUUGCCAUUUCUGACUGCUGCCUGGGGAGCAAAGCCAAGAGUUGACUGUAGCCUGUCAUCUGCUCAGUGCCAUGAUUUCUCACUUCCCGUAUGGUUUUGCAUUCACCAUUUCCCAUCAGCCUAAAGACAGUUACUAAAAGGGGUGGAAUUCCCAAGAGACCUGUUCUUUCUCUUCUACAGUCUCUGGAUGAGCAGCCCAGCAUUGUGGUUCCCCACUGCGCCCUCUGUUUUCUGCUAGCAGGAUUUCCAGCAGAAAGACAACAAAGCCGCUGCUGCUCUUGAAAACUGCAUUUGGUAGGGUUGGGGGAAGGAGGGAGAGUUGCUGUUUUCAGGAAAUGAAGCAGGAAGUCUGAUCGAAAACUGCACACACAAAAGGCAGCUUAACUAAAAAGAAGUGUGUGCACUGGAAACGGGUGAAAAAUAAACUGAUAUGGCUGUUUCUAAAUUACAAAAUUCUUGCAUGUGUGUGGACCUGUAGUGGAAGUGCUAACUACAAUCAUUGUAGCAAGUACUGCCAGAUGUUCCCUAUUUCAAGCUGUGUGAUUAGGGCCCUGCGCAUCUGUAAUUAUCCAGCCAGACUGCAAAGCCGCUUGCCACACUUUACAGCACUCCAGGCCACCUCCACACUGUGGAGCAAUGGCGCUCCGGACUGUGCUAGAGACUGUCGAAAGUGGGGAGCAAGAUACUAUUCUCAAGGUGCUGCAGAUCUACAACCAGGAGAAAUCACAGUGUUUCACCUUUGAAGAUGAGGAACAGGAAGAAAGGAGGAAACUGGCUGCGCUUCUGAUCAAGUUUCUGGAGAGGGUACUGCAGCCAUCCUGCCAGGUAACCUGUUUGGAAAGCAUACGGAUCCUGUCCCGAGACAAAAGCUGCCUUGGCCCUUUCACAACCAUGGAAGGCCUGAAGACGCUGGCCAGGCACGCAGGGAUUGAUUACGCAGAAGAGCAGAUUCUGGAGGUUCCAGACCUCGAAGUGAUCCUGGAGGCGCUCAAGUGUCUCUGCAACAUUGUCUUUAGCAGCCCCCGGGCUCAGGAGCUGACCUCCGAAGCCCGGUUCGUAGUGGGCCUCACAGACCGCAUCAAACUCUACAAUGAGAGAAAUCUCCCGCACGAUAUAAAGUUCUUUGACUUGCGCCUUCUCUUCUUGCUGACGGCAUUGAGGGUGGACAUCCGGCAGCAGCUUGCGCAGGAACUCCGGGGUAUCGGUCUGAUGACUGAUACCUUGGAACUCACCCUGGGAGUCAAAUGGCUAGACCCGCACGAAGUAGCUGCUGAGGGGAACCCUUCUGCUCCUUUACCUCGGCAGGAGGUGGAGCGUGCCAUGGAGAUCCUGAAAGUGCUCUUCAAUAUCACAUUUGACACUGGCAAGAAGGAGGUAGAUGAGGAAGAUGCUGCUCUGUACCGACGCCUGGGUGCCCUCCUCCGUCACUGCCUGAUGAUUUCAGCAGAUGGUGAAGAUCGGACAGAAGAAUUUCACAGCCACACAGUCAACCUUCUGGGCAAUCUGCCUCUCAAGUGUCUGGAUGUCCUGCUGGCCCCCAAGGUGCAUCCGGGCUCUCUUGAAUAUAUGGGAGUCAACAUGGAUGCUGUCAAUGUUCUGCUGGAUUUCCUUGACCGACGUCUUGACAGGGGUCACAAGCUUAAGGAGAGCCUGACCCCUGUGCUGAACUUGCUGACUGAGAGUGCUCGAGCCCAUCGGCAGACUAGGAAAUUCCUUAAAGCUAAGGUACUCCCUCCACUGCGGGAUGUGAAAAAUAGACCGGAGGUGGGGAACUUGUUGAGAAAUAAGCUUGUGCGCCUCAUGACUCACAUUGACACUGAUGUCAAGCAUUGUGCUGCGGAAUUCCUCUUUGUUCUCUGCAAGGAGAGUGUGUCACGGUUUGUGAAGUACACGGGAUAUGGGAAUGCUGCGGGGCUCCUGGCAGCCCGAGGCCUCAUGACAGGAGGUCGGACAGAAGGAGAAUAUUCUGAGGAUGAAGACACUGAUACAGAGGAAUACAAGGAGGCAAAACCCAACAUUAACCCUAUAACGGGACGUGUGGAGGAGAAGCUUCCCAACCCAAUGGAGGGGAUGACGGAUGAGCAGAAAGAGGUUGAAGCAAUGAAACUGGUGAACAUGUUUGACAAGCUCUCAAGACAACGAGUCAUCCAACCAAUGGGAGUCAAUCCAGAUGGCAAUUUAACCUCUCUCAAUGUAACCUCCUUGGAGGAUGCUGUCCAUCAGAUAUCUGAGGAGAGAUUAUCAUCUGACUCUGACUUGGAAUUGGACUGAAUUUUUUUCUCCUGUUCCUCAAAAACCUAUGGACCCUCUAUUCUCCCUCUGUAACAGGUGCUGUAUCAGGAGACCAGUCCCAAGAAAGGACUUCCCAUGGGAUGGAUCUCCACUGCCCAGAGUGGUAUAACAUCUGUUUCUUCUCUAGCUCUAUAACACCUCCUACCUUAGAGCUCUCUUUACAGCUUAGCUCUUUUGAUCUAUUUUCCCUCUGUGUCCACAAGAUUAUUACACUCGGAUUCCAAUGAUUUUUGAGCAGAAAUUUUAUGGAGGGAAGGGCAAUCUCUUAUUAUAUCAAGGAGGUUUAGUAGCACUUAAGGGUGCUGUGAGUGCACUGCACAGUUACUUGUAUGGGACUAAAAUGUGGUACACACAGGUGAUACAUGUUUGUGUGUGCGCGCGUGUGCACAUUGAUACUUGUGCAAAGCACAUAAUGCAGCAACCAUACAGCGUAGUGGUGUUUAAAACACACGGAUACUCUUGACAAAUGUAAAUGUCUAUUUGCACACACGACUGGGACAUAUUAUAGAAAUGUGUGAACAAUGAGAAGCCUGGAAUUUUUUUACAUGUGAAAUGCAAGAAAGCAUACUCCUGGAGGCAUAUAAGUGCAAUGUAUGUGGCAAUCAGUUACAUUUUAGGCAGUUCCUUUAAGACACAUUGCAUGUGUAUGGAAACAUGCAGGUAAGGAAAUAAGCAUUGUUAAAAUAGAUGUAUAUGUGGGGUAUGUGUCCAUUAUCUGAGAUAAUGUGCAAAACUCAGACAUCCUUUGCUCACAGCAACAUUAAUGUUGGUGUUUGCUGAUAAUCUGGGGCCAGGAGGCCUCUAAUCCCCCCUAUAACCUUGACACCAUGUUCCUCUUUCUACCAUGUUUAGUUUCUGGAUUAAUCUCACUCUGUGCUCUUCAGACAAAAGGCAAUGACCAAUUGCUUAACCGCACUCUAAAUAAUCUGCUUCAGUUGCCCUGUAUCCAUAACACUGCAUUCACCCUGCUAUGUACCUUCAUCCUGAUCAUAGGCUUUUCUGUUUAAAAAAGCAGCCCCCAUCUCCUACUUUGUUUCCAACUUUGCCAACAAUUUCUGAACUUAGCACAAAUAUAAAGAUUUUCACUAGAAUAAAUGAAGCCUUCAGAUAACAAU
Messenger RNA from Zootoca vivipara (common lizard), 4561 nucleotides. The record is from RefSeq and is a predicted model, not a curated record. NCBI's taxonomy places the organism in Eukaryota, Metazoa, Chordata, Lepidosauria, Squamata, Lacertidae.